AAGAACACAUUCAAUAAUGCAUUCAACCGUUUACUCUACUUUCAAAGGAACGCUUUACCAUUCCGACGAUCUGCAGAGAAAGGUACAGUUGAGCUUGAAGCAACACUGCGUCAUCUAAAGGAUGAAGGAUUUUUGUUUUGUUUUGGCAACAGUUUCCAAGUAAUGACUGAAAACAGUAUCAUUGAUAGAAAUAAAAAUCAAUCCGCUUGUUUUUUAUGUUGAAGUUCAAAGACUUUUCCUUGGUAGCUAGGCUGCUUUUGUGAAUAUUCUAUUAGUUUUCUUCGGUUUCCCAGUAUUUGUGUUUGGGAAAGGAUCUUAAACACAUCGCAUUCUUCUCACUAGUCUUUGUGAGUGGUUUGUUAACUAUUGUAAAUACAUCUAGUACAUAAAUCGUUUCUUGGGACACUAUUUAAAAAAAAAAAAAAAGAGAUACAAAUGGCGGAUAUGGAUAUGACGAAUAGAGAUCCCAAUAACCUGAACAGUCAUCUAGGGACCCUCCUUUUUAAUGAUGUAAUCGGCGAGCCGGAUGGUACUCACAGUAUCGACUGCGUUUGGAAGCUAUCGCACACGUGCUUUGAGUGCUGGAAGGGUUGCUGCUACAAAAUAAUGACAUUGUUAUGCGGCUGUUGUAUUGCUGCGGAGUGGGGUUGUGAGUUCGCCUACAUCGCUUUCUGGCAUAUUUGGUACAUCACCCCCAUGUUCAAGGUUCUGGAAAUAAAUUGCGGAGUCUGCCAGCGACUGUAUUCAAUGUGUGUCAACUGCUGCAUGACCCCUGUCUGUGAGGCUUUUGGAGGUAUAUUCCACCAUUUUAAACGGACCUAGCAGGUGCGCUAGUUAACUCCAAGGAUUCGAACUUGAACAUUUUUAUAAAGGUUAAGAACAUUUCUGUGAUCUAAUAUUUUUUGGUCCUUGUUUCUGACUGGAGUUGAUGUUUAUUUAUAAUCAGGAUUUCCCACUAAUGUCUUAUUUCUGUGAUAUUGCCCAGCAAAUAAAUUUUUUUACACUAA
Messenger RNA from Saccostrea echinata, 1007 nucleotides. RefSeq names its product caveolin-1-like. Gene Ontology annotation, cellular component: caveola. Bases 436 to 822 code for a protein of 128 amino acids. Gene Ontology annotation, biological process: caveola assembly. Lineage: Eukaryota; Metazoa; Mollusca; Bivalvia; Ostreida; Ostreidae. The record is from RefSeq and is a predicted model, not a curated record. Gene Ontology annotation, molecular function: molecular adaptor activity. The transcript is spliced from 2 exons.